Ficedula albicollis (Collared flycatcher) is the source of this 2390-nucleotide messenger RNA. RefSeq names its product membrane frizzled-related protein (gene MFRP). NCBI's taxonomy places the organism in Eukaryota, Metazoa, Chordata, Aves, Passeriformes, Muscicapidae. The record is from RefSeq and is a predicted model, not a curated record. The transcript is spliced from 12 exons. The coding region runs from base 62 to 1996 and encodes 644 amino acids. Gene Ontology annotation, molecular function: protein binding.
UGGGGGGCACAGGGCACUGGGCAGGAUUUUAGCCAGGCUGCGCCGGGAACCGCCUGCUGCCAUGAAAGACUUCACCGAAAUCUCGCUUUGCCCCGAGGCUCUGGACGGCAGCAAGACCGAGUUCUGCAACCCCGUUUUUGAGGGCGAGGAGCCCCGGGCGGCACCGAGCGUGGAGCCAGACAAGGAUGGGACCGGACCCGCACCGCGCCGGGACGGCCUCGGCCAGCAGCUCUGGGGACAGGUGGGCUGGAGGUUCCGCGCCGACUGCAAGUUCACCUGGCUCUGCGUGGCUCUGAUGAGCAUCAUCCUGCUCUUCCUCAUCGCCCUCCUGCUCGGCAUCGUCAUCCACCAGCUGACAUCAUCACAUGCACCCGGCGCCCCGGCCACGGCCCUGCCCGCCCGCGGCACUGCCACCGCCACCACAGCAGCCAUCCGGAGGGACCGCCCGGCCCCCAAAACAGCCGCCACCCCCACCGAGAGCUGGCUGCCCACGGCCCGCACGGCAGCACCGGCCUGCGGAGGGACCCUGCGGGCCCCCGAGGGCUCCUUCAGCUCCCCCAACUACCCCGGCCCCUACCCGCCCAACGCCCUCUGCAUCUGGCGCAUCGAGGUGGGCACCGGCCUCGCCAUCCAGCUGAGGAUGGAGUCGUUCAGCGUGGAGGGCACGGCCUCCUGCCUCUUCGACCGCCUGGAGCUCUACGAAGAGCAGGGCGCGGCUGGCACAGCCCCGGCUCGGGGGAGCCCGACCAGGUUUUGCGGCAAUGUGCCCCCCCCGACCUUCAACACCGCCUCCAAUCGCCUGCGCGUCACCUUCGUGUCCGACAGCAGCGUGGGUGCCCAGGGCUUCAGCGCCCGCUACCGCGCCGUGACCCCGGCCGAGAAGAGCUGCGCCUGGGACGAGCACUUGUGUGACCAGGGGCUCUGCCUCCAGCUGGGCUUCGUGUGCGACGGCUUCCACGACUGCACGGACAGGAGCGACGAGGCCAACUGCAGCCUGAAACACAAAGAGUGUGGGGGGCCAAUGACCGCCUUGGAGGGGCGCCUGUCCACCCCGAACCACCCCCAGCCAUACCCGCACCAGCAGCUGUGCCUCUGGCAGAUCUCGGUGCCCUUGGGCCACGUCAUCGACCUGCACUUCCACAACUUCAGCCUGGAGUCGCACGACGACUGCAGCUUCGACUUCGUGGAGGUGCACGACAGCGCGGGCACGGGGACCGCCAGCCUCAUGGGCAGGUACCCGGCACCGCCAGGCCGGCUGUGCCACCCUGGCGACACACCUGGGGAAACUGAGGCGCGGGGCUGGCUGGUGGGGAGGAGCCACCAAAAGGCAGAGUUUGGGGAGGUGCUGGUCACCCCCCUCGUCCCAUCCCUCGGCAGGUUCUGCGGCCACCAGCUGCCGCCCACCCUGACCUCCUCACGGCACGUCAUGACUGUCCUCUUCGUGGCGGACGAGGGAGUUGCAGACGACGGGUUCUUUGCCACCUACCAAGCCCGCAAUGCCACAGAGAAGACCUGCAGCCCCGCUGAGUUUUCCUGCGGGAAUGGCGAGUGCCGGGCGCUGGAGUCUGUGUGUGACGGCUGGCACGACUGCCCCGACGGCACCGACGAGCUGAACUGCACCGGGGUGUCCUACCCGGCCUUCGGGUCUGUCUGCGAGCCCGUGGAAGUGGAGAUGUGCCUGGGGCUGGGCUACAACGCCACGUCCUUCCCCAACAUCUGGCUGGCCAUCCCGGACCAGGAGGGAGCGGCCGAGGUGCUGCAGGACUACCAGACGCUGAUGGAGCUGGCGUGCUACCAGCACCUCCGCCUGCUCAUCUGCAGCCUCUUCGUGCCCAAGUGCACCCCGGACGGGGGCGUGCUGCAGCCCUGCCGGGCCGUGUGCCUGGCGGCGGAGCUGCGCUGCCAGCAGUCCCUCGGCCUCCUCGGCAUCCUCUGGCCCAUCAACUGCAACAUCCUGCCCGACUCCAACGACCCCGUAGAGUGCUUCCAGCCCUGAGCCGGCAAGAGGAGAGGAGCAGGGGCUGGAGCCACCCUCCCCACCCCAAAUGUCCCUCCCGUGCUCUUGCUGCUGUAAAUACCCAGCUGUUGGGGUGGCCCCUCACCUGCCCUGGGGUCAGCUCCUCCGCCAGUGCUUGGCUUUGGUGCCUGGAUGUCACGGGCUUGCCCACAGCCCCAUUUCACAGAGCAGGUGACACACCCCACAGGGUAUCACAACUUGUGCUGGAGACUGUGCUGGGGCAUGAGGGAAGGGGCUGAUGCUCCCCAAAUGGAGCAAAGCUGGGCAGAGGUGAGCCAGGCUGCAGGCACAAGAGCCCAGGGCUGCCCAUGUCCCUCAGCCCCAAAGCCAGCAGAAUAAACAGCGUGAGGAGCUGACAAACCCAACGGAGCAG